This is a messenger RNA of Zymoseptoria tritici IPO323, 362 nucleotides long. RefSeq lists its product as uncharacterized. Gene Ontology annotation, molecular function: RNA binding; structural constituent of ribosome. Gene Ontology annotation, biological process: translation; ribosomal small subunit assembly. Lineage: Eukaryota; Fungi; Ascomycota; Dothideomycetes; Mycosphaerellales; Mycosphaerellaceae. Gene Ontology annotation, cellular component: cytosolic small ribosomal subunit; ribosome. The transcript has 4 exons. Bases 26 to 310 code for a protein of 94 amino acids. The record is from RefSeq and is a predicted model, not a curated record.
GAAGUGUCAACAUUCAUAUGCAGCAAUGAAGGUCACAGCAGCGCUAUUCGGGCGCCGAUCUGUGUGGAAGGGGCCACACAUUGUCCCUCUCCCCAUCAUCCGAGCGAAGGCCGGCGAACGAACACCGCCAGUGAAAACACAAGCAAGAAGUGCGACGAUUCUACCAAACUUUGUCGGCCUGGUCUUCCAGGUCCACAAUGGCAAAAUCUACAACGAUGUGCGGAUAACGGAGGACAUGGUCGGACACAAGCUGGGAGAAUUUUCUGCAACUCGGAAGCGGUUCACAUACAAGCAGACGAAGAACAAGUGAUGGAGUGAUUUGCAUUCGGUUCAAAAGACAGCAUCGGUGACAGGCGCAUGAG